AUGUCGAAAUACAAAACAGAAAUACCCCAGGCGAGUAGAGCUAAGCGCUCAGAAUCUCGCACUGAUUUAUCAGUCAGCCUCAAGGAUUCUGGGGGAGGCAGAACUUCGGCAGUACCAGAUAAAAAACGGAAAACCAACAGGAACAUCUUGGUUUCAACAUACAACAUUCGCACAAUGAGACUAGAAGAGCACUUAUUAAGUCUAGAAAAAGAACUUCAAACCAUCAAAUGGGAUAUACUUGGAAUUAGUGAGACCAGAAUGAAAGGCGAGGCCAAUAUGAUUCUGAAAUCUGGCCAUGUACUUUUUCAAAGAAAUUCAGAAACAGGUCACCACAUAGGAGGAGUGGCGAUCAUGGUCAAUAGCAGAAUAAAACAUCUUGUCACUAAGAGCAAAGCCAUAUCAGAUCGUGUUAUCUAUAUCAUGCUGCAUCUGAACAGAGUACAAAGCAUACAGAUCAUACAGGCAUACGCCCCCACAUCCGCAUCAACAGACGAAGACGUUGAACAAUUUUAUGAAGACCUAACGACAGCUAAGAACCAAGAGAACACCAAAUUCAAGAUCAUAAUGGGUGACUUUAAUGCCAAGGUAGGACAGAGAACAGCGACAGACGGUCUGAACAUCGGAAACUUUGGACUGGGGACACGAAACAUUAGAGGCGAAAUGUUGCUUGACUUCCUGAACAAAGAACAAAUGUACUGCAUGAACACAUUCUUUAAGAAGCAGCCUCAAAGGAAAUGGACUUGGAGAAGUCCAGACGGCGCAAUAAAAAAUGAGAUAGAUUAUAUCCUCACUACAGAUAAAUAA
Molecule: messenger RNA, 804 nt
Organism: Harmonia axyridis
Lineage: Eukaryota; Metazoa; Arthropoda; Insecta; Coleoptera; Coccinellidae
Product: craniofacial development protein 2-like
Exons: 1
Coding region: 1-804 (267 amino acids)
Biological process (GO): chromatin remodeling
Cellular component (GO): nucleus
Molecular function (GO): catalytic activity
Source: RefSeq, a predicted model, not a curated record